Messenger RNA from Tachyglossus aculeatus (Australian echidna), 1719 nucleotides. It is a transcript of the gene SLC2A7, whose product is annotated as solute carrier family 2 member 7. Lineage: Eukaryota; Metazoa; Chordata; Mammalia; Monotremata; Tachyglossidae. The transcript is spliced from 13 exons. Bases 1 to 1719 code for a protein of 572 amino acids. Gene Ontology annotation, biological process: monosaccharide transmembrane transport. Gene Ontology annotation, cellular component: membrane. The record is from RefSeq and is a predicted model, not a curated record. Gene Ontology annotation, molecular function: hexose transmembrane transporter activity.
AUGGACCACUUCCUGCAUAGGCUCAUGUCACCCUGGGGCUAUGUGGAGCUGACAACUAUGGAACCUGGCUUCUUUACCACAGCUGUGGGCAUGGCCCAAUCAGAGCUCAGGGAGUCUGGUGAGUUCUUGCUGGGGCUUAUAGGGCAACAAGCAAAUAAGCAGGUGGAGUGCAGAACAUUGCGAAAAACCCUCAGAGGUGUUCAUGAACAGGACCCAUAUAUGGCUGAAAGGCUGACUCUGACGCUUGCCCUGGCAACACUGACGUCUGCAUUUGGGUCGGCUUUCCAGUACGGCUACAACAUCUCUGUGGUCAACACCCCGCACAAGGUGAUUAAAGCCUUUUACAACGAGACCUACUUUGAGAAGCACAAGACGUUCCUAGACGAAAGCUCCCUGCUUCUCCUCUGGUCUAUCACCGUAUCCAUGUUUCCUCUCGGCGGCUUGCUAGGGUCUCUGAUGGUCGGCCCUCUGGUUGAUAAAUGUGGCAGAAAGAGGACCCUGCUGAUCAACAACAUCUUCGCCAUCGUCCCUGCCAUCCUGAUGGGAACCAGCAAAGUGGCGAAGUCGUAUGAGAUGAUCAUCUUCUCCCGGGUCAUUGUAGGAAUCUGUGCAGGUGUGGCCUAUAGUGCUCUGCCCAUGUAUCUGGGAGAGCUGUCCCUGAAAAAUCUCAGGGGAUUGCUGGGAACAAUGACAGAGGUCUUUGUCAUAACUGGAAUCUUCCUGGCACAAAUUUUCAGCCUUGAGGCAGUACUGGGGACCACAGCAGGGUGGCCCGUGUUGCUAGCGAUCACAGGCAUCCCAGCAGGGCUGCAGCUGCUCUUCCUGCCCUUCUUCCCCGAGAGUCCCAGGUUCACGCUGAUCCAGAAGGGAGAUGAAGAAAGAGCCCGACAAGAUUUACAGAAACUGAGAGGCUGGGAUGAUGUGGAGGAUGAAGUGGAAGAGAUGCACCUGGAAGAACAAGAGGAGAAGGCUGAGGGACGUCUGUCUAUCCUCAACCUCUUCACUUUCCGGUCCCUGCGGUGGCAGCUUAUCUCCAUCAUUGUCUUGAUGGCCGGCCAGCAGCUGUCGGGGGUUAACGCGAUCAACUACUACGCAGACACAAUUUAUACCAGCGCGGGUGUGGAUCCUGCUCACACUCAGUACGUGACCGUGGGGGCUGGCAUCAUCAAUAUAAUUAUGACGGUUGUCUCGGCUUUCAUCGUGGAGCUGUGGGGGCGGAGGACCCUGCUUCUGGCUGGCUAUGGGAUCUGUGGCAUGGCCUGUGCUGUUCUCACGGUGGCCCUCCUCUUCCAGAGCACGGUCCCUGAGCUGAGUUACCUCGGUGUCAUCUGCAUCUUCUUCUACAUCGCUGGACACUCUAUUGGGCCCAGUCCGGUUCCGUCCGUGGUCAGAACUGAAAUCUUCCUGCAGUCCUCCCGGCCGGCCGCGUUCAUGGUGGACGGUGCUGUGCACUGGCUCACCAACUUCGUGGUGGGGCUGGUGUUUCCCUUUGUCCAGGAGGGCAUUGGCCCCUACAGUUUCAUCAUCUUCACCGGUAUUUGCCUCCUCACUGCCCUUUACAUUCAUGUGGUGAUUCCCGAGACCAAGGGAAAAACUUUCGUGGAGAUUAACCGGAUUUUUGCAGAGAGAAACAAGGUUGAGAUCCCAGGAAAGACUGAAGGAACAACAGAUGCCAGACCAUCUCCUCCACCUCUCCCAUCCAGGGAAACAGCCUUUUAG